This is a messenger RNA of Apiotrichum porosum, 396 nucleotides long. RefSeq lists its product as uncharacterized. The record is from RefSeq and is a predicted model, not a curated record. Lineage: Eukaryota; Fungi; Basidiomycota; Tremellomycetes; Trichosporonales; Trichosporonaceae. The transcript has a single exon. Bases 1 to 396 code for a protein of 131 amino acids.
AUGCGCAUACCGACUGUCCAGCCCGGUAUCCUUGCCCCAUCACCAGUUGUGGCACGCCCCUCAUCAAGUACCCAGCUCCUCUCGCCCACCUCUUCACGCUCAAAAGGGCGUCGCCAGCGCACCGUCUCUCCAGCCCCUCGUCCCAUCUCUGGACCCCUCCUGAUCCCAACCGACGAUGCGAUGGAUGUAGAUAUGGGCUUUGACCUCGAACGUGCUUCAAGACAGCUACGGAACCAGCCUGGUCGGGUGUGCUUCGACGAAGUGGCGCUCUUCCCGCCCGACUACGACGAGACAGAGUCUGCCGACGCCGAUGCCGAUGGCGAGGACGAGGACGACGCACGUGAUGGGUCGAGGAAGCGGCCUCGCAUGGCAUCGAGGCGGUGGAGUCUGUGGUAG